GAGGCCGAGGGAGAAGGUGGCGGUGGAGGCGGUGGACGGAAAGAAGAGGCGCUCCGGAGACCGAGAGGCGGCCCGCCCGCGCCCCCCGCUUGUCCCCGCAGGAAGUCCAGCGCCGCCGCCGCCGCCACCCCCUCCUCCUCCUGCGUCCUUGUCCCCGUUUUCUUUUCUUUCUCUCCCCCCGUCCCUCCUUCCUCUCCGGCCACUUUCGUCCCCCACCCCGGGACAAUAGAGCAGGAAGAUGUCCUCCUCCGGCGGCCACCAGCACAGCCAGAGCCGCGCCAUCCCCACCAGGACGGUGCCCAUCAGCGACUCCUCGCAGCUACCUCAUGACUAUUGCACCACGCCCGGGGGGACCCUCUUCUCCACCACUCCUGGAGGCACCCGAAUCAUCUAUGACCGCAAAUUUCUGUUAGACCGCCGCAAUUCUCCCAUGGCUCAGACUCCUCCUUGCCACCUUCCAAAUAUCCCGGGAGUUACCAGCCCUGGUACUAUGACUGAGGAUUCCAAAGUGGAAGUAAACAAUCUGAACAAUCAUGAUGGGAAGCCUAUCCUAGGUGAUGAUGCUCAGUUUGAGAUGGACAUCUGAUCUUCCUUGAGGGAAACCAUGGAGAGACACCAAUUCCUGAUAACCUGCUCACACCUGAUUUGGCCAACAGGAUCAAUAACUGAAGAAUGGAAGAAGCAGAAGCUGUUCCACUAGAAUCCCCACUUCAGCUUUUGAAGUGCCAAAGGAUAAGAGGACUGUUUUCCCCUCUUGUUGACUCCUUCAGCCAUGCCAUGCUAUCCCUUGCCUAUUUUAACCCCUCCCCCCCCUUUAAGUUUCUCAUCUCCCUGGUCUGUGACUGAAGCCCAUGAUAAAUUUACAUAGAGCUAAGGAAUGAAUCUUGGCUUCUCGCACUUUAGAGACAACCUACCAAAUCAUGCGCACGCGAGAACAUACUUCCAUCAGUAAUGGGAUAUUUAUUGCAAACCACAGAAAAGGGCCACAAGACAUGUUUGAAGGGAUGUGGCACUGCCGUUCUCCCUCCCCUCAACCCUAGUUUAGAAGCCAGUUUCUGUUUCUUUUACUGCUGUGUGAAAAGCACUCGCCGGGGGACUGAUCCUCAUGCCUCCCAUUUAGUCAGCAUAUCCUUGCACAUGGGAACAUAGUGAGGUUCUGCUGUGACUUCUUUUACCCCUCUCUGAAUCAGUUUCUGUUUUGUUUCUUUGGAACAGGAAUACUUAAUCUAGAAAGAGCCAUUGCUUCAUUUUACUACUUGCCAUUUCAUCCCAAGGAGUGCCUCCUAGAAUAUCCUGCUAACAAAUGGUUGUGUCACCAUUUCCAAGCUUCAGUCUACAGUGUUCGAAGGGGAAUCAUGUUUUGUUUGGAAAUAAUUUAGGGGUGUCAUGCUUGACAGUCCUCUAUGCUGUUUGUUCUUGAUCAGUCUUUAAUUUUUGCUGCUGUUACAUUUGCUGAAUUCCUUGCAAGUCUACUCUUGUGCCAAAAGGAUUAAUUGAAAUAACCUGGCUAUGCUUGACUAGGAGGGGCUUGGCAAAAAUCUGAUGUUCUUGGGAAUGAUUCCCGUAUAAGCUUAGGGCACCUUAAGAAUUGGUUACUGGGUUAUUGGGAUGUGCAUAGCUGAUUUCAUGAUGCAUGACUUCAGAUAAAUCAGAGGCAACAAUUCUAUAUUUUACUGCAAUCUUUUUUGGAACAAAACUGUCACUGUCUUACCUGGUCUGUGCAUGAUUACUGAAUUCACACAUUACUAAAUUGGCCAAGAGAACCAUCAAACUCAAUUGGAACCAGUCUCAGCAUGCAGAAAAGUGCCCUUAGUUGCCAAAGUCUUCACUUAAUCCAUUCAUUUGGAUUUGUUACCCAUUUCUUCUCUCCCCCCCCCCCUCCACAUAUGAUGAAUUUUGCAUGGGUGAACUUUCCUCCCGUUGACUGCAGCGUGCAUAGGUUUCAUGGGGUUGUUGGCAGAGAGAGAGGCGGGGGGCCCUGAUGAAUGGGAUUCUUAGCCAUCCACGUUAUCUUGUGAUGGUGCCAGUUGCUAUGUGGGAAAAGUGGGUCAUUUUUGCUCAACAAGUGGGUGGGUUCAUGCAUUUGUUGAGAAGCAUACCUGAGAAGUUGAACUGUGUGGAACUGUUCUCUAGCGCCGGAACGUUGACUCCAUUUAAUUGGUUAGAUUAAUCAAUUAAGGACCUGUUGAUCGAUUCAUGUGCCUCUAAUAAACCAGGCAACAGUUUAUGAUGGGAGGGGUUAUCCAUUUUUUAAAUACAUGUCCCUACAAAAACUUCCCUUCUGUCUCACACAAGGAAUGUAUGGUCCCUCUUCAAUUUUUAUGAUCAGUUAAUUGAUUUGAACCUAUAAAAUUAGCUGAUUUAAUUGACAGUCCUGUUUCUCCCAGUUACCAAGUACCUGAUCUUUGUCUUGUAUUGCUUCAUGAAGCUUCCCAACAACAAAGAUUCAUGUAUAUUUGUAAGGCAUGUUAGCCCUUUUCCUAUGAGUGAAUAUCACCCUACUGUGGUAAUGGUUAAACAGUGGGAUAACAUGGGGCACGCAGAUAAUGUGGGAGACUUUGUCCCUGCCCUGUGGAUUUGAGGGGUGUGUGGCAGCUUAACCCAUGGUGCCAUUGUUCAACUAUAGCUCGAUUGGCUUGAGACCCAGCCCAAGGAAAUAGCAGCCACACUGUCCUUGUAACUUGGGAAUUAUUCCCAGAGACCAGCAUAGAAGGUAGAGCAUCUAAUCUGUUCAUUAACUCAUCUUCUGUUUCUGGCCCCUGGGGCAGAGUCCUCAUGAUCAUUGCCAAUUUAUGAAGUUUAUAAUGUGAUUUUAACAAGGUGGGCCACUAUUCUGGAAAAUCAUUUUGCUUUUUCUCUGUAUAUGUAGUAGUUGGGAAUAGGGAAGGGGAGGAAAAUGCAGGAAUGUUUUGUUCACUUUUAUUUUUGCCUACACUAAAAUGUGAAUAAUACAGAAGCAAAACUGCUUUGUAACUGUUGAUCUCUCAGGAAUAGGCUCUGUUUGUGGUGUAUCCAGGGAAAUCAGUGCCACUUCUGAAGUUGUGGCAGAAAAGCAGUGAUUAGCGGGGUGGGUGGAUGGGGAGCUAUUUUUAGGGACACUGUGCUUCCUGGUUUGGGUCAGGGGAGUUCCGAAACACAGUAUAAGUUCAGCCUGCAGUCGGAUCCCGGUUGUAUUUCCAUCCUUCCUCAUUCGUAGCCACCAGCCGUUGUUUCUGGAACCUCACUGUCUAAUCUGUUGAUAAGGCAGAACAGAUAUACAAUGUUGAUGGCAGGGGAAUGCAGCUUUGUCCAUGAACUAACCAACUUCGAUAAGGGGUAGAAGAAUGCUACUUCAGGUGUUGCCAACAGCUACUUUUCUCAUCAUAGUAGAAGCAUUUUUAUCAGUUUUGGAUUUCGGCAAUGGGGUAACUUCAGAGUUGUUUAUUCCUUCCCUAGAUGUUAAAAAAAUAUUAGCAGCCCCAACCCUUGCAUAACACAACAUUUUUUAUACGAAAUGCAGCAAAAUUUUCCAUCUGCUGUAAUCAGUAUAGUUGCUGCUUGUAAUGGCUUGCUGUUGCCUCCAUAGGCUGUGUUACAGACAUGAGAAGGUAUUCUGAUAGUCAAAGUGCAGACUUGGGACUAGGUGGUAUUCUGUUUCUUGCUCUUUGUUUCUCGCUCUCCUGCCAGUUUCCUAAGCAAGUCACUUACUGUGCCUCAGUUCUCCAGUCUAUAAAAUGGGGGACAAUAGAAUCCUACCUCACAGGGUUGUUGUGAGGAUAAAAAAAUUGUUUGUAAGGUACUCUUAAUUAAAACAGGAAUGAGUGCCAUGAAGAAGCGAAUAAAUCUUUGUUUUCUUUAUAAAAUUGCAAGGUGAUUCAGUCACAGCCAUGAAGGUAUCUUGUGUGUCAUCUUCUGAGGUCUCUGUACAACAACUAACUUUUCACAGAAGUGCUGUUUUUAAUUGAGUGAAGAGUAAAUGGUCAGAAAUAAUUAGCACUGCUUUGUGACUAAUUCCUGCUUGGAACUGGGAAACCUCCUUCCUCUCCAGGGCUUACAGCAAUACAGGCCAUUGUGUGUUUCAUCUCUACCAUCUCACCCCUCCCUCACAUCUUGACUUGCACGAGGAACUGAGCAGUUGUGGUACAGAAGGGAGAAACUGUGGUAAUACCUAUUGCUGUCCACUUUGAUGAGCCAAGGGUUUAAAAAAACCUGUUUACUUGUUUCUCAGAGCCAAACUAGACACUAAACUUAGCUUAUGCCAUAAUGGAGACUUGCAUUUGAAUAUCAUCUAUAAGUUCCCUGUGGGAACUGACUUCUGCAGUGCUGCAAAGGCCUGAUUUGGAUUGGGACUGUGGCAUGGGGGGAGGGGCUUCUGCCCCCAUACUCUUUCCCAACCCAAAAGAACCUGGGGUGGUAAUUGCCCCAUGUGUCAGGCGGUUGCACACGUAUCGCGUGAGGCAGCCAUGAGUUAAAUGUAACGUCUAGUUUGGCUCCUGUCUUCACAGAGAAGAAAGUAACUAGGUGGAACUGAACUGGGUGAAGAAUAAACAAACUCAGGUGCCUAAAAGGAAAGUGGGCUCUUGGGAUUCAAGUUAAGUGUGUGUGUGGGGGGGUGUCACAUGGGAAACCAUUUUGAACCACCUAGGCUGCCAGGUGCCUAUCCGUUACAGCAGUGUGGAUAAACAGUGCUGUGAAAUUUGGCCAACAAUACCAGCUAUACACACAUGAACACUUCUAGUUCUACUUGUCUCAUUCCCUGUUUGCAGUCAGAGCUUGUUGCAUCAUGGGAUGUUGACACAGAAGCAGUUUUGUGUACCGUCGUCUUGAUGUCUCAUUUCCUAGAAAGCUGCAUGCCUGUGCUUCCAAAUCCUACUCACUUGUGUGUUCAGCAUCACCAGCAGUUGGGAGGAAGCGGCGAAUGGAAAGGCCAGGAUCCAGCCUGUUCCCACCAAGUUAUCCGCUGUGAUUUGAACAAUCACAAUCCUGAAUUGAAUGGCUUGCAGUUUUAACAUGUCAGCACUUGUUUAAGAACAAAUAUUACAAACACGUCCUUUCCUCUUACAUCCUUGAUUAUAAAAUAUAAAUUAAUAUAUUUUUUGAAUAUUUAUUAACUAUUUGCGUUCCGGUUGCGCAAUAGAAGCAGUUUGAUAUCUGGACUGUGAUUCUCAGGCUCCAUUCUAUAUUGUAGCACAACAUUUUAAUAAUAUUCAGUUCUGUUAAACCGCCGGGGGCUGUGGCUUGGGGAUAGAGCAUCUGAUUUGAAGCAGGCCAUCUCAGGUCCAGUCCCUGGCAUCUCCAAUUAAAAAGGUUGGGCAAUAAGUGAAUUGAAUGGCCUCUGCCUGAGAUGCUGGGGAGCUGCCGCUGCUGCUAGUCACAGUAGACAAUACUGACCUUGAUAAAGCAAGAGUCUGACUCUGUGUAGGGCAGCUUCAUGUGAUGAGAAAGGGAAGGAUGGGUUACCUGUUGACGUAACUUAAGCAUUUAUGUAUCAUCUUGAAAUUGGUUGUUAUCCAUAAAGUGGCUUUCCUGGGCUCUGAAAGGUUCUUGAGCAUAUGGGUUUCGAAUUUUGCCCAGCUAUUACAGCAGUUACGUGACACUUAAGGCUCUUGUUUUUGCUGGUGGAGAGUGGGAUUUUUCCCAACAGCAGCCAAAAGACAGGCAGUGGUCACCUUCCAAACUCUGUAGGAAAGCUUUUUAAAAUCCAUCUUCAUUGUUUAUAAAGGACACUGCUCUCAGUCUAGCACAUGUAGAACCUGGUUUGUAAAUAACUGUCUAUAGUGUGAGAGUUUUCUCAAGAUGAUCAGACAGGAAAAGUUUACAAAAGUUGGUUCUGUCUGUUUGGGCCAUUUCUAACAUGAAAAUGUACGCACAGGCAGGACAGUAUAAAUUCUUGUGGCUACUAACUUUUCUAGAACUUGUUGGUUUGGAUGAGAAUUAUCAAGUGACAUUCCCUCCCAACCCUGCAUGUAACUUUCUUUCAGGAACUAAUUCAUUGAGCAAACUGUACAGGCCUCAUGGUCGUCACCUUCUCGUGCCUGUUUGAAAAUGGUAUUUAAUUCUUUUUUAAUAGUUAAGGAAAAUUACCCCUUGUGCCAAGGAGUGAGCUGUAUCAGCACAGCCGGCUGAAAAUAAACAUAGCAGCUAUCGCUUCCUUCUGUUCCUUUCUCUAGCCAGCACUGUCAUUAAUUGUGGGUAUUAAAUUACAGCCUUUUUAAUUGAAAAAGCUGCUCAGUUUAAACAAAAUGCAAGCUGAUCUGGGAUCUCUAUGUAUUGGGCACGUGACUGCUUUGAUAAGUUAAGUAUUCGUCUAGUUUAAUUGCCCCCUUCCUUAAACAUUGGUUCACUCUACUUAUCAUGGGGACGGGGGGUGAAUUCUGAGUGGAGCCCAAAAUAAUAAACGCUGCUUGCCUUGAAAAAAUUUUCCCCCUGCAAAUUAAAUACCUUUCGUUGUGCUGGCCCUUGCUACCGAGUCCUUUAACUUGGUGUUUCAUGCAAUUCAGGUUGUCUUGAGAAGCUUGUAAAUACAAAAGUUGUUUUCAAAAAUGAAAAAAAAUACAAGGGAGUUACACAGCCAUGGUACUGCUUGUUCGUUUGUGGAUGUAGCUACUGUACAUAAUGUCUUCAACAAAUGGGCAAGACCUGAAAAACGAAUAGUCAAGUCAUACGUGUGCUUUCUUGGAAAUGAGUCCCACUGAGUGAGUGAGCUUUCUUUUUGGAAAGCAUGCAUCAGAUCGCAGCCUAAAUAUUUCAUUCGCUGUUCUUGAUUUGCUUUGUGAUCUGAGUUUUGCACUUUAAUGAAAGCAUAAUGCACCACCACUCCUUUGAUAAUCUUGAAAUUGGAUGUAUGGAAAUAGAAAGGUUCCUUGGCUGAAGCUAGUGCAUAAGAAUCUUUGACUUUUCGGUAACUUAGACUAAUACAAUGGAUUACAAACUUUGUAUGGGAAGUUGCACUUUUGCUUUUUAAACUGCAUUGCAGUUUUAUUUUCUAGGAAAUACAUUCAAGAGUGAUACUAAAUCUCCAGCGACACUUAAAAUGUUUGCUGCGGGGUUUUAUUAGUUCUUGUGUAAUGAUUUUACUUGAAUUUCUGCCUGGGGGCUGAAUAGUGGAAAGGCCUUUUUCUGAAACUAACAUGCUAACAUAAAAUAGCCCAGCAAACUUCCAACUGCAGCCCUGUUAUCAGUGGGAUAGCCUUCUAUUGUGUCUUUCUCAGAAAGAGAUCUCCAAAUUUUUCAAGCAACUGGUGUUUGAUUUAACUUGUGCUGUAUGUCCUUGCUUUUUAGAAAUAGUUAUAAUGGCUGAUGCUGCAGGAGUUUGUGACAACUCAGAUCUGUACUUCAGGUUAGAUUAACUCACAUUAGUAGGGCUGGGUUUUUCCUACAUGUACAUUUUUGCAAGUUUAAUCAAUUGACUAAACCAUACUGCUAACAGGGUACAGCUUUAAUUCAGUGACAGCCCUACAGAUUAAUUUUUACAUUUUUAUGAAUAGUAAUUCUUAUCUAGGGUUAGAAACCUAUGCGCCCUUAUGUACAAAUCAGACCCAUCAAAGACCAUGGGAUUUUUUGGAAUGGAACAGGGUCGGGGGAGGGGGAUGGCAGGAGUGGUCUGCUUGUAUAUUCUUGGCCAACUCCAUUUUCUAUAUAGUGAUUUGAGAGCAAGUCACAUUUUGUUAAACUGACUGCCGUGGGCAGUUAAGCUGUACUAUAACGUUGCUGCCAUCUUUUAGUAAGAACUUCACAGUUGUGGAGUACAUGUGGUCAGGCGCAGCUCUAGCAUAAUAUAAAAAUUCAGAGAUACACAAAGUUCAGGCUGAGCUUUCGUACGUGUGGAAUUCACUUCAUACACACUUUCAAUCCACUUUCAGUGCACUUCAGAUUUUACUGUGUGAAAUGGGCAAAUGCUCUUGCAAACAAUUGCUCAAGUGUAUUGCAAGUGGUGUGGUAUUUUUCAGUGUGUUGCUCCUUGGAUAAGUUGUUCUUGGCCUUGCCUUUUUGGCUGGUCGAAUACCCACAUAUGCUUGAACUGCUGAAGUUAAAAGUUCUGUAAAUGUAAGGAUAAUGCCCAUUGCACUGGGCUUUCAGAAUUCCAUUGUUUUGGCCACCAAACUAGCCCAAUUUCUGACUUCCUUACCACUGAAAUAAAUGUGUGCCAGGAGGCUGAAUGUCCUGACCAUGUUUGUUUCUGCAUUUUUGAGAUUGCAGGUAUAAAUUAGUUUUGCUUAGAGAGUUUCUUGUGGCCUAACAUUUCAGGUCCUGAGUUUUCAAGAAGCACAGUUGUUAGAUCUUAAUUAAACGGUGGUAUUUCGACUAAAUGUAAAUUCACCAGAAUUGUCUCUUUAAAUUGCUUUAUCAUUUUUCCCCUUUUGCAGCUGUAGUUGGUAACCUCCAGCUAGCUCUUGUAAACAGGAGUUUGGAUAUAUCUAGCAUAAAAUGAUGGGAGAAGUGGACCACUAUGUGCUUUUUUUAAAAAAAUGGGAUUGCUACACUCUAAAUUUAGGAACAAUAUUGGGACUAUAAUGGUUUUUGUUUCGUUCCAGAUAGCUAACACGUUGCAUAUCUUCCGCAGCAUAAAUCCACACAAAAUAGUCAUAAGGGGAAUAGAAUCAUAAUGAAUCAAUAGUAUUUAAAUGUUUUUAGUUCCCAGCUUACUACUGUGAUUAUUUCUGUUUGUGUUAGUAAUACCUUCAGUUUAGUUAAUAAUAAUGGAUGUGUAUAUGUGGCCUUGAAGUAUGUCCAAUGUCAUACUCCAUACUCUGGAGAAGCAAGAUCCUUCCCCUUGGGGAGAACAGAAGCCCCAUUUGGAACACUUAGCCAAAACAAUAGUGACAUUUCAUGUUCUGUCACCAAAGAGAACCUGCCCAAAGCAUCUAUGGUGAUGGUUCCACCAAUGAAAAUGUUUCCAGGCCCAAAGAAAAAAUGCAAUUCUCUGACUACUGGGAGUUGCGAUUGCUUGUGAGUUUUUCCCCGUUGUAAAUCUUUUGACCAUGAAGUGAUACUGUCUUCCAUAAAAGAUCCAGCUUGGUGGAUGUCUCACAUCAGAUCUCUUCUCUGGAUUUCUUUAGGGAAGUUGGUACAAUUGUUAGGUCAGGGAGUUACAGUUGAUGUCAAACUUGGGUGUCUGUCUGCUGUCUGCCACCAAUUUUCUCUCAUUUCUAGAACUUCUUUGUCCUGGAUAUCUCAGUAAAUGGUCAUUUUCCCACUUACAGUGUUUCUCCUUAGGUUUUAGGGCGAUGUUAAACACAUUCUGGAUUAGUUUUGUCAGAAUCUUUUGGCAUCAAAGAUGCAGAGAUUCUUACUACUUCUAUCUCAUUCUAAAUAUAUUUGGCUAAGACUGAUGCAGCCAUGAAUUUUUAACUCUAUUUGUUCUCCCUCUGACCUGGGAGAACAGACCGUGUGAUGUUUUUAUAAUCUGCUAAUGAUAAGGGAAGAGAUCCCGAUAGGCAUUUUAAGGGAAUCUUUCCUUUAAGCUAAGCUUAUGCUCCUGUGGUGGGGUUUUGUUUUGUUGUGUGCUGACCAAAGGACUGGUGGUUCAUAAAACUUGCAGUCAGAGAAGAGAAAUCCUCCAUAUGCAAAUUCUCUGUGGUGAUAAGCUGCUUGCCCAUUGUCUCGACUUUAUGCUGCACAGUGUGUGUGGUAGGUUGAAAGAUUCACUUUGGAUAGUCAUUUGGCAAAAUCAGGUGAUUGUGGAGUGGGUGAGUGCAAAAACAAAUAUGUAUAUGUAUGUGGGUGGAUGUUUAUACACACACAAAUAUAUAUAAGAAUAUAUAUUUUAGAAAAAAUAAAGAGCUAUUGAUUCUUCUAAUGGGAGAAAUUUACUUAGGGCUGAUGACAUGUACUAUCUGGUUUAGUAGGCGAUAACAUUUCACAAAAAACAGCUUUACAACAUCCAUGGCUAGUGCAUCUAAAUCCCAAGAGGCGCAUACAGCAGGGACAAGAUGUAGAACUGUGUGUAUGAAACCGACAAGAUGUGGGGGAGUUGGUCCCUGUGUACAUCAGGAGCAGGACUUCAGGGGCCCUCCUCCAUCCUCCUCGUGUCUGCAUCACUGCGAGAUAGUGAUCCAGUGCCUUUCUUCAUUUUAGAGCAGAGAAGAACUAUUUGUGACAUUGUGUGGCAGCCUGUUCUUGGGCUUACUUUGGCCUCCUCGGUUGAAAUGGAGAGGCUGCUGCCAGUAAAAUGACUGAAUGUUCUUAACUCAUUGAAAAAUUUAUUAUAACUGUUCUCUUCCCAUUUACUGAUCCUUCACUUCUUUCCUCACCCUCCAUAUUUUUCUUCGUUUAAAUGUAAUCCUGUUUUUCGUGUUUUUUUUUUUUUAAAAAAAAGGAACAGAGGUUGUCUGAACAAUUCUUGGGCUUCUUCUGUACCAUUCUGGUUUUUAACUGAAACAGGUGUUGGGAAAAUACUCUCACCAAUGGUUGCUGUUACAGUGAGAUCAAUAAAGAUCUUGAUUAUAUCAAG
This is a messenger RNA of Eublepharis macularius, 10432 nucleotides long. It is a transcript of the gene EIF4EBP2, whose product is annotated as eukaryotic translation initiation factor 4E binding protein 2. Gene Ontology annotation, molecular function: eukaryotic initiation factor 4E binding. The coding region runs from base 239 to 586 and encodes 115 amino acids. Gene Ontology annotation, cellular component: cytoplasm. Lineage: Eukaryota; Metazoa; Chordata; Lepidosauria; Squamata; Eublepharidae. The transcript is spliced from 3 exons. Gene Ontology annotation, biological process: negative regulation of translational initiation. The record is from RefSeq and is a predicted model, not a curated record.